AUGGUCACCGCAGAAAAAUUCGACAUCCCGCCAGGCAAUGUUGCUCGCGUGCGCAUCAUUGACACAACGACAAGCAUCAAGACUCUCGAGACACAUCAUGUCAUGGGCCCACCAAUGCCCGGCAUGUACGUGAUGCCCGACAUUCUGGCCUGGUCAUUCCUGGUGGAGAGCACAAACGGUCGCAAAGCCCUCUUUGACUUGGGUGUCCCACCUAAUUUUGAGGACUUCUCGCCUGCGGUUACACGGUUCCUCAAAACGGACGCCUGGGGCUGGCAGAUUUCGUCGCAAAAACACGUGGCAGAUAUCUUAAAGAAUGAAGGCGUUAACCCUGCCUCAAUUACCGACAUCGUAUGGAGCCACUGGCACUGGGAUCACAUAGGGGACCCUUCCACAUUUCCACUGCACGCCCAGCUCGUGGUCGGUCCAGGUUUCAAGGAUGAAUUCCUGCCCGGCUACCCGGCCAGGCAAGACUCUCCAGUAAGAGAGAGCGAUUUCAAAGGCCGUCAGCUCCGCGAGAUCACUUUCCAAGAGUCUCAAGGGGCUCUCCAAAUCGGCCAAUUCCGCGCCUUUGAUCUCUUCAGCGACGGCUCAUUCUACCUGCUCGACACACCGGGACACGCGACAGGACAUUUAGCAGGCCUUGCCCGGACCACAGCCGACACAUUCAUCAUGAUGGGUGGCGACCUUUGCCACCACAGCGUCCGUCCCUCCAGAUACAAAACCUUACCAGCGGAAGUCCAUCUCGACGCUUUCCGCCAUUUUCAAGGCGGUUUCUGUCCGGGCUCCGUGUUUGAGGCCUUGCAGGAAAAGCGAGGGAGAGGGCUGGAUCAGCCCUUCUUUGAGCCAACUUUUGGCGCCGAUAUUCCACUAGCCAUGGAGACUAUCACCCAGGUCCAGGUUCCGGACGCCAACGAUAAUGUCUUGUUCAUCUACGCACACGAUAAGAAUAUCCAGGGCAUUGUGGACAUGUUCCCCGCUGACGUAAACGACUGGCAGACGAAAGGGUGGCGUGAGAAAAUGUAUUGGAGAUUUUUGGAGGACUUUAAGGAGGCUGUGGAAGGCUGA
This is a messenger RNA of Cladophialophora psammophila CBS 110553, 1065 nucleotides long. RefSeq lists its product as uncharacterized. NCBI's taxonomy places the organism in Eukaryota, Fungi, Ascomycota, Eurotiomycetes, Chaetothyriales, Herpotrichiellaceae. The transcript is spliced from 3 exons. The record is from RefSeq and is a predicted model, not a curated record. Bases 1 to 1065 code for a protein of 354 amino acids.